Messenger RNA from Volvox carteri f. nagariensis, 606 nucleotides. RefSeq lists its product as uncharacterized. The coding region runs from base 1 to 606 and encodes 201 amino acids. Lineage: Eukaryota; Viridiplantae; Chlorophyta; Chlorophyceae; Chlamydomonadales; Volvocaceae. The transcript is spliced from 6 exons. The record is from RefSeq and is a predicted model, not a curated record.
AUGCAAGGCGAUGGGGACCAGGCGAAGAUGGGAACGGAAAGAGGAGGUCAAGCGAGAGCGAACGCAAAGGACCAGGUAGGUAGGCAGGCAGAACAAUCGCCCUCAAAACACCGCGUACAGCAACACCCGCCACCUCACCCCAGCAAGCUGGCAGCAGAGCAGCCGCACACACAGGCACCGCGGCACGGGCAACAGGCAGGCUUUGCAAAGCCAACGGACCUGUCCGUGCUUAAAAUGUGCUGCAAUCACCUGAUCUACGGAUGGGCCCGAAUGCCCCUAGGUAGGGCUGCUGCGAAGGAAAAGAAGGCAGGCCACGCGCGGCCACUGGCCCCUGCUAGACAGCUGAGAUGGCGCCGCAGCCGCGGCAUCGCACCACCGCCACCCUCGGGACGCGGCAGGGUGCGGCGGCUCAGGGCAGGGCGGCAGGGCGCUGCGGGGAGCCAGGCGCAGAGGGGACGGCGCUGCCACCGCUGCCGCUUCCGCCAGCCCCAGCAGACAACCCACAUCAGCAGCAGCACGGAGGAGGGAGGGAAAGACCACGAACCACGAACGAGUGAGAAGCUGCUGCCACGGAAAGAGUGUAGAAGAGGGAGGGAGGGAAGGUAA